GAUAGUACGGUAGACUAGCCGCGCCUUCGAGGAAGUGAGAAUCACUGUCAGUUUAGAAAUCUGUCCUCUAGAAGCGAGCUGUUGUAUGUCUCACGAAAUCAUUUCUGUUAUACAAUAAAGUGGUGAGCCAAGAACAAGGAAGAUGUUUUCUCCGCGGGUCCUGAAGUCUGCAUCGUUGUUAAUGUGCAGAGGGCUUUCCACGAGUCAAAUGUGCCUCCAAGGGAAAGCACCAGAUAUGGCUGAUGGAAACACAUUUUUACUUGUGAGCAAUGUUCGCAACAGGCUGCGGGAGAUCGUUGGAGCGUCCACCAACUGGAAAGAUCAUCAGCAAGCAUUAGCUGAGCGUGCAACACUAAGCCAGUAUCUUGCUCAGAGUCAAGAUGAACUUCCUGCAAAGACAAUGAAGGACAGUGCAAUUGAGGCACAUCUUCCUCUGGGUUCCCAGCCUGCCUUGAGAGAGAAAUACCUCAACUAUCACAACAGUGUCAGGUUUGGAAGGAUUUUGGAGGACUUGGACAGUUUAGCAGUGCUCAUCUGUUAUUCUCACACAUGGAAUAAAGAGCUGAAAAGAUCUCCACUGUCUAUCGUCACCGCCCUAGUGGACAAGAUCGAUAUGAGAAAAAACAUAAUCUACCCCGACUGUGACAUUAAGUUCACGGGUCAUGUGACAUGGGUUGGCAAAACCUCAAUAGAAGCUAAAAUGCAUUUGUCUCAGUAUCAUGAUGGGGCGUACACUGAUGUAUUAGAUGCCACAUUUGUAAUGGUGGCUCGAGAUCCUGAAAACAAAAGGGCAGCUUUUAUAAACCCACUAAAACUAGAGAGUCUAGAGGAAGAGGCCAUUUUUCAACAAGGAGAGAUUAACAAGACGAGGCGUGUGGAGCUGAGCACAGCCUCUCUUCUGAAAGUGGCCCCUACAGCCGAGGAGAGGACUCGCAUUCACAACCUGUUCCUCAACACUCUAGACACACAAACUGUCAGCUUUCGGAGUCGUAUUUUACCACCUAACUCCGUGUGGAUGGAAGAUGCCAAAAUGAAAGGGCUUGAGAUUUGCCAUCCACAAGAAAGAAAUAUCUUUAACCGGAUAUUUGGUGGUUUUUUGAUGAGAAAAGCCUAUGAACUUGGUUGGGCGAAUGCCUGUGCAUUUAUUGGUAGCAGACCAACACUGGUGGCUGUCGAUGACAUCUUAUUUCGAAAACCAGUAGAAAUUGGCUCUUUGCUAUUGCUGUCCUCACAGGUUUGUUACACAGAAGGGAUGCACAUCCAGGUCAGGGUUCACACAGAGGUGCUUGACCCAUUGACCCGACAACACAGCACCACAAAUGUAUUUCACUUCACUUUUUGCAUUGAGAAGGAUAUCCCAGCUGUUGUACCACAGAGCUAUGGAGAGUCUAUGCUUUAUCUGGAUGGAAAGAGGCACUUUGAUGAGACCAUGAGGAGUCAAGGUUGAGCAUCUGGGAUGUGCAGGGAUGAAAGUUCUCAUUUUUUAUUUCCGUUCAUUUUAUAUUCACUAUAUUUUUUAUUGUUUGCUGCAUUUGACGUAAAUCUAAAACAUUAUUUUUCACAAUUUUAAACUUACAGUGGGAGAGGAGCAUUUAGUGAAAUGGUUUUGCAAUGAAAGGUGUUUUUUUUUUAUGUUUCUUGAUUGUGGUAAUAUUGAACCUAUUUAGUCAUUAAGACUUAUAACAGACCAUGUUCUGUUUGCACUACAAUGCCAUUCAUAAGAAGAUAUGACAAGACUCUUAAACCAAGUGAUUUUGGUUGUACUGUUACUGAUCUGAAUGCAGCCAAAGUGAUUCAUGAACAACUGGUACCUUGGAAAAGGAUAUACAUAUUUGCACAAAUUCUAAGAAUAAGUCUUCCUUCCUUCCUUCCUUCCUUGAUCUUCUCAAAAGGAAACAAGGAGAUCUGAAACCUGAGAUCAAAUUAUGAGAGCACUGCCUCACCAAACACUCCAAAAACACUUUUGGUCUAGAAUGCACAUUAUGAAUAAGAAUCGGGUUUUGCUGUUAUAUCUGCAUAUGUUUCAGAAUGCUGACAAAUUGGCUUAUAUAUAAACAUCCAUUUUUGCAUUAUUAUUUUUAAAUGCAACAAACAACCUUGGACUUUUGCAAAAAAAAAAUGGUAGUAAGAACCUAGAAUGGACUCUGUAAGAAGUUAAAGUGCCCCUGUUAUGGGUUAUGAAAGGUUCAUAUUUUGGUUUUGGGAGUCCCCAACAACAGGCUGACAUGCAUGCAAGGUCAAAAAAUACUUUCAUCAUCUUAUAAUGUGCAUUUUACCUUAUUUGCUCAAUGAUUCCCAAAUGAUUAGUUUAACGAUCCAUUUUCCCAAACCCCUCCUUUUCGUGAUGCUAAUCUGCAGUGAUUUUUUACACUAACAUGUAAAAGGAAGUAGCUUCAGGGAGAUUUAUAAUGCAUUUCAUGUACACACUACCUGUAGCACAAUGACCAACAAAUGCAUGCCUUUUUUCACAAAAUAUGUUUACCAUCAUUUAUUUUUUAAAUACUUGUAUUAUUUUAUGUUUGUAUGAGUAUUCUUGUUUGUUUCUUAUAAAUACAGAACAUUAAAUAUGCUUGUUUACAUCUGA
Messenger RNA from Carassius carassius (crucian carp), 2584 nucleotides. Its product is annotated as acyl-coenzyme A thioesterase 9, mitochondrial-like. Gene Ontology annotation, molecular function: fatty acyl-CoA hydrolase activity. The coding region runs from base 143 to 1447 and encodes 434 amino acids. Gene Ontology annotation, biological process: acyl-CoA metabolic process. The transcript has 16 exons. The record is from RefSeq and is a predicted model, not a curated record. Gene Ontology annotation, cellular component: mitochondrion. Lineage: Eukaryota; Metazoa; Chordata; Actinopteri; Cypriniformes; Cyprinidae.